AUGGUUGUGAUUCACAAGAUUCCCAUUACCCUCGCUUUCCUGGCAUCAAUUGCCGCAGCUGUUCCUACUACGGCCAAACCGGCCAGCAAGUUCUCAGUCAACCAGGUUUCUCGUCCCGCGACGAAGACUACCAACUUCGCUGCGAACUAUGGACGUGCUCUGUCCAGAUAUGGAGUAUCUGUCCCUUCACAUGUUGAGGCUGCUGCCGCUGCCAGUGGUAGUGCCGUCACUACUCCAGAGUCUGGUGAUGUGGAGUAUUUGACUCCCGUCUCCAUCGGCGGUACUACCUUGAACCUGGAUUUUGAUACCGGUUCUGCUGAUCUCUGGGUUUUCUCCAAUGAGCUUUCUAGCUCUCUGCAGAGAGGUCACUCUGUCUAUAACCCCAGCAAGAGUGGCACUAAGCUGGCUGGUGCCUCCUGGUCCAUUUCGUACGGCGAUGGAAGCGGCGCAAGCGGUGAUGUUUACACCGACACCGUUACUGUUGGCGGAGUCACUGCCUCGAAGCAAGCUGUUGAAGCUGCCAAGAAGAUCAGCUCCCAGUUCCAGCAGGACACAGAUAAUGACGGUCUCCUGGGUCUCGCUUUCAGCAGCAUCAACACUGUUUCACCGACUCCUCAGAAGACCUUCUUUGACAGUGUCAAGAGCUCGCUUGCGAAGCCUCUGUUUGCUGUUUCCUUGAAGCACGCAGCCCCUGGUGUCUAUGACUUUGGUUUCAUCGACUCCUCCAAGUACACCGGUUCCAUCGCUUAUACCAGCGUUGACAACUCCCAGGGAUUCUGGAGUUUUUCUGUUGACGGAUAUAAGGUCGGUAGCAAGUCCGGCUCUGGUUUCGAUGGAAUUGCCGACACUGGCACCACCUUGCUUCUUCUUGACGACUCCGUUGUUUCUGCUUAUUACUCGCAAGUUCGCGGUGCCAAGAAUGACCAAAAUGUCGGUGGAUAUGUCUUCCCCUGCUCCGCCACCCUUCCUAGCUUCAGCGUUGAUAUUGGUUCCUACACCGCCACCGUCCCCGGUUCUCUGAUCAACUACGGUGACUCUGGAGCUGGAUCUUGCAUUGGAGGUAUUCAGUCGAACUCUGGAAUUGGCUUCUCUAUCUUUGGUGAUAUCUUCCUCAAGAGCCAGUAUGUUGUCUUCGAUGCCAGUGGGCCCCAGCUGGGCUUUGCUCCCCAGUCUUAG
Molecule: messenger RNA, 1176 nt
Organism: Penicillium waksmanii
Lineage: Eukaryota; Fungi; Ascomycota; Eurotiomycetes; Eurotiales; Aspergillaceae
Product: pepsin-like aspartic protease
Exons: 2
Coding region: 1-1176 (391 amino acids)
Biological process (GO): proteolysis
Molecular function (GO): aspartic-type endopeptidase activity
Source: RefSeq, a predicted model, not a curated record